Astyanax mexicanus (Mexican tetra) is the source of this 2211-nucleotide messenger RNA. It is a transcript of the gene sox7, whose product is annotated as SRY-box transcription factor 7. The transcript has 2 exons. The coding region runs from base 310 to 1503 and encodes 397 amino acids. The record is from RefSeq and is a predicted model, not a curated record. Lineage: Eukaryota; Metazoa; Chordata; Actinopteri; Characiformes; Acestrorhamphidae. Gene Ontology annotation, molecular function: DNA-binding transcription factor activity, RNA polymerase II-specific; RNA polymerase II cis-regulatory region sequence-specific DNA binding. Gene Ontology annotation, biological process: regulation of DNA-templated transcription; anatomical structure morphogenesis; cell differentiation.
CACAUAUAAAGCGCUUCCCCCCAGCACGCGGGGAAAGAGUGAAUCACUGCUUUCUAGGAGGAGCCGCUCUCGCGCUCUCUCUCUCUCUCCAAAAAGAUCCCUGCAUCCCCAGCAGCUUCCCACAGCACCGGCUCGAGCCUCUUCAGCGUUCAGCGCUCCCGGCUCACUUCGCUUCGGUUCUGUUUUCUUGCUUCGCGCGCAGGUGAUCAGCACACCUGAGUGCAGGUGCUCCUCGCGCACACACAGCCUACACGAGCUACGCGCGCACACCGUUCCACAACUUUGGCGGUGAACAGCGUGAGCGCGCACAUGGCCGCGCUAAUCACCUCGUACUCCUCGUGGCCGGAGAGUUUCGAGUGUCCCGCCGCGGGAGAUGGAGACGGCGGGGACGCGCGUGGGGGCCAGCGCGCUCCCGCGGACCGGGCGCCGGAGCCGCGCAUCCGCAGACCCAUGAACGCGUUUAUGGUGUGGGCCAAGGAUGAGCGCAAGAGGCUGGCGGUGCAGAACCCGGACCUGCACAACGCGGAGCUCAGCAAGAUGCUCGGAAAGUCCUGGAAGGCCCUGACUCCCUCACAGAAGAGGCCAUAUGUUGAAGAGGCAGAGAGGCUGCGGGUCCAACACAUGCAGGACUACCCCAACUAUAAGUACCGUCCACGCCGGAAGAAGCAGCUGAAGCGAAUCUGUAAGCGUGUGGACCCUGGCUUCCUGCUGACCGGCCUGGGCCCUGACCAGAACUCUCUGUCGGAUCCACGUGGCUGCUGUCACUCCAUGGACAAAGAUGAUGAAGGUAGUGUUGGUGGCAGUGGUGGAUUCUCCUCAACCAGUGCAACAUUGCCUGGUGUGAGGGUCUUCAGGGACACUGCCAGCACCGGCAGCUUUGACACAUAUCCCUAUGGCUUGCCUACACCACCUGAGAUGUCUCCUCUGGAUGCGGUGGACCACGAGCACCCCUCCUACUAUUCUUCCUCCAGUUCUAUCCCCAGCAAUUCCUGCUCAGCCUCCAGUUCUGGCCCAGAUGAUCGACGUCCCACGCCGGUUCACAUGAGCAGCCCGCCGCCAUACCAUCCUGACUACUCCCAUCAGGCACCUCUCCAUUGUGGUGGCACACACCUGGGCCAUAUCCCCAUGCCUCACCAAAGUAGUGGACCGACCCUCAUCCCCACACCUCCACUCUCCUACUACGGCACCCCGUUCCCUCAGGUGCCGGUACACCACAGCCUGCAGGGACACUUAGGCCAGCUCUCACCGCCACCUGAGCAGGGUCACCUGGAGAAUUUAGACCAGCUAAGCCAGGCCGAACUGCUGGGUGAAGUGGACCGUGAUGAGUUUGACCAGUACCUGAACUCCACCAGCUAUCACCCAGAACAGAGUGGGAUGACAGUGACUGGACACAUCCAGGUAACUCCGGCAUCUACCUGCCCAAGCAGCACCACAGAAACCAGUCUCAUCUCUGUUCUGGCUGAUGCGACAGCUGCUUACUACAACAAUUACGGCAUUUCUUAAAGAAAGAGACAAAGUGACAAAAGACACUAUGUGUGGACAGAGACCAUGGGCACUAAGUGGGUCAUCCAUGUAAACAAAAGGAGGACAGAAGGAAAGGAAGAAUAUACGGGAUGUCAAGGGACACCUCAGGGAUGCAUAGAUAAAGCUCUAAAGUUCAUUCCCAUCUUUGUUUCCAGGAAAAGAGAGGGCAAACUGGACAAACUGUCAGUCCUGCUGAAAUGUUCUCAAGACAUUGUUACAGAUACUUGUACAUUUGCUCUGCAGCUUAUUUAUGUAUCUAAUUUUUUGCGUAUCUAAUUUUUUUUUUUUUUUGCAUUAUUCCAUAUUGUAUUGCUGUUUUCUCCUGUCCUAAUAAUCAUGCCUUUAUUACAAACCUCAGUUGUUUUACCUCAAGACACUGUAUUUAAAGUGAGACUGGACUCUUCCGCAGAUCUUCCAUAGGACUCAUGAAGGAAAUAGUCUCCUUUUUUAUAAAUACCCAUAUGAAUAUAUAUAUAUAUAUUGUACUCAUAAAUUGUUACCAAGAAAAUAAUAAUGAUGGAUAUUAUUGUAUGCUGAUUUAGGGGUUUUGUGACAUUAAUUUAAUUGAAAUAAAAUACCAAAUUUCUACUUUGAUAUCUCUGCAGAUAUCAGUGUCAUAUGAAUGUCCGUGACUUUAAUUAUGUAAUUUGAAGAUCGACAUUAAAUGAUGAUGUUGAAUGAAGGACA